UCCAUUAUUUCAUUGAGCGAAAGUUUCCCCCUAUUUUCAAAGGCAAAAGAAAUUAAUACUUUCUCAAAUUUUCAGUCAACCCCUCUACUUAGUAUUGACCCAUAAAUCUCCAUCUAGCCACCACCACGCCGCUGGUUCCACUGCUACCAAAUCCAGCACCGACUAGAAUUUUCUUCUCCAUUGACCCAAUACCUACAUCUAAGAAAGAGAAAUUUCAACAUUCAAAAGGGAAGUGCCAGAUAGCUAUUUCAGCGUUUGCAGGGGCCAAUGGAAGAGGAUACGCUCAAAUCUCAUUUUGAGAAGAUCAUCUUGAUUGGGAAGAAAUAUCUUUUACGGAGGAUUCAGGACUUUAUGAUACUGUAUUUGCCGUUGACCAUGACAAAGAGAGAGCACAACAGUGUGGUCUUGAACCAAAUGGAUUCAGCUUUGAUGGAGCUGAUGCUGUCGGAGUUGAUUAUGCUCUGAAUAGGAUAAUAUGGGUGAUGCUACUGGAAAUGGUGGCGGAAUGUCAAUUUGAUCUUAAUGUGAAUGCGAAGAAUUAUUGGAUAAUUAGGAUGUCUAAUAUUCAUGGUACUAUAUGAAUAUACUCACUUUUGUAAAGUUUAUUGUUAAUGGGCAUUUUGAUUCAUUGUUUUGUUAGUA
This is a messenger RNA of Nicotiana attenuata, 642 nucleotides long. RefSeq lists its product as uncharacterized. NCBI's taxonomy places the organism in Eukaryota, Viridiplantae, Streptophyta, Magnoliopsida, Solanales, Solanaceae. The record is from RefSeq and is a predicted model, not a curated record.